GCCUGGUUUGUUUAUUUCGUACCGUACUCCCCACUCGAGCUCUGCGGCUCGGCCCGGAAGCCAUUGAAGCACAGAAACAACAGCGACGACGACAGCAAGAAUACCAGUGGAACCACAUUGGAUCGAAAACAGACGAAUCAUGUCCUCCAAGACCUCCCUCCUAACGCGGCGGCUCUACCGGAACCUCCUUCGGACUUCCAGUCCGUUCACGACGCCCUCGCCGAAUGCCUCCGUCCUGGUUUCCCUCUUGCACCGCACGGGCAUCGACGACCACAUUCGGGACUGGGACGCCUUUGUGGCACAGGAUUUGGAGGGCUCCGGCGGCCCGAGCGGAGACACGGGCAGGGGCGACAACGCCGAAGAAAAGAUGGUCAGCAUCGACCGGGCCAGAGAUCUGUCCCGGAGCUACGCCCCUGACCCAAACAACGGCCAGGAUUCUUCUCCUGCGAAGUCACGCAAAAAGCCGCCGAGCAAUCGAACCUAUCAGCGGCUCUUCCGGCGGUUGCUCCGGGAGGUGGUCACGGGAAACGAUGGCUACGGGAAAAUGGUCUUCCCCUCUCAGGCAGACACCACCCGACUGCGGAAGGUCAUCCAGAGGGAGUUUCGUGCGAACAUUAACAACUGCAAUACCAGCAACAAUAGCAACGGCAAAGACGACGAAGACACAGAAAYGGACGCAACAACGCCAACAACCGCCACAGAAACCAACCAAAACAAACGCUACCAACACAGUACUACUCCCGCUGCCUCCAUUCACUUUGACGACGAAACGCGGCGGCAGGUUGCCUUUGGCGCGCUCCGAGAACUCAACAAAAAACUCUCGUACUACGACUGGCUCGAGCAACACAGCCCCAAGCCCCAGCUUCCGCAACAGGCGGCACGGCAUGUUUCGGCCCUCUCCACCCACCCACCGGCAUCGUAUCUGCGGCCCGGUGUCUUUUUGGUCUCCCAUCCCUACAUGCAGGAUUCGUAUUUUUCCAAGACGGUGAUUUGCAUCCUGGAGCACAACAGGCUCGGAAACGGCGGAACACGAGCCGAAAACAGCGACGAAGCAACAGAUACCGACACAGCAGCGGGAGACCGCCCCACUAAGAAGAGCACCCCGCGGCGAUCAGCGACGCCCCCCGGGCAGACCUACGGUGUCAUUGUCAACCGCCUCAGCACACACAACGACACCGGAACGAACCGAACCCUCCGGGAGGUCUUUCGAGAGCACAUGCUCCCCGGGCCCAUGGCGGACGUCUUUGGGGAUUCCGUGGUCCGGGAGGGGGGACCGGUCCAUGUGGCCCUCCAGAUGGUGCACUCGCUGUCGGGGCAGCGCCGGGACGAGCUGGCCCCGGUCAUCGGUGGAACCGUCGUGCCCUCUGUGGACGACGGAGACGACGACGACGAGGGCCGGACCGCCUGCUCGGACAGGUCGACCUACUUUCAGGGAAACAUGUUCAAGGUGAUGUCGCAGGUGGAGGAGGGAAAAAUGAACGGCGGUGCGUAUUUCAAAACAUGUUUCGUAUUCUUCGCAUUAGGUCGUAUCGUAAUGUUUUGUGUAGUUUGCGUCUGUGUCUUUCAUUCUGUAGACGUGUGCAUGAUGGAACCUACUUACAUAAACUGGCUCCUUUUUGGUUUGUUUUCCAAACUAAACAAAUACCUAGAGGACAUCUCAUUCUUUGUCGGUGCCUCGAUAUGGUCUCCCGGUCAGCUCGCGGCGGAAAUUGCCCAAGGAUAUUGGAUCCCCUGUCGGGGACCCCCCGAGAUGGCCCUCGACGGAAUCUGCGAGCACGAGCAGCAGGCCACUGACUCGUCKUCUGGGAACAAAACCAGGCCGCUGGCCGAUUUGUGGUUGUCGAUGAUGAGUGCUUGCGGUGAAGACGAAGCGAGGCUAUCACACCUGUUUCAUCCCGAUCACUGGGACGAGAACGGCAWGGCAUGCGACGCCUUCGAUGACGAGGACGACGACAUUGUGGUCUUUUGAGAUSGUUGGAUUGGAUUGCUAGUUUUGSUUUUAUUUUUGC
Pseudo-nitzschia multistriata is the source of this 2009-nucleotide messenger RNA. NCBI's taxonomy places the organism in Eukaryota, Bacillariophyta, Bacillariophyceae, Bacillariales, Bacillariaceae. The record is from the annotation of a GenBank genome assembly.